ACACGACUUAUAUAUUGCGUACGUGCUUUCCCCGCCAUGGCCGUAGCGUUCCCGCCGGACAUCAUGGCGCUGAGCAAGGUGCAGCGGCUGUACGACGCGUGCGACGUGGUGUUCUCGUCGCCGGGGGAGGCGACGCCCUCUCUCGGGGAGAUCGAAUGGCUGCGACAACUCCUUGAUGGCAUGGAGGCAGCGGACGUCGGGAUCGACGACGGGGAGAAGCAGUCGUCGUCGGCGGCGGCGGACGACGAGCUAAUUAGCCCGAAGAGCGGCCGACUGCUGCCGGCGCUGGCGUUCACGCGGAUCACCUACGUGCACAUACACCAGUGCGACGAUUUCUCGAUCGGCGUGUUCUGCUUUCCGGCGGGCGCGACGCUUCCGCUGCACGACCACCCGGAGAUGGUGGUUCUGAGCAAGCUCCUGUACGGCUCGGUGCGUGUGCGGUCGUACGACUGGGUCACCGCGCCGCCGUGCUCCGGCGCAGGAUUUCGUGGUUUGGCCAGGGUGGUCGCCGCCGACGAGGUGUGGCGCGCGCCGUGCGAGGCGUCUGUGCUGUUCCCGCGGAGCGGCGGCAACCUGCACGCGUUCACCGCCGUCACGCCGUGCGCGAUCCUCGACGUGCUGACCCCGCCGUACUCCGAGGAACAAGGCCGGCCGUCGACCUACUUCAACGACGUUCCCAUCCCAUCUCUCCCAGGGUUUGCUAUCUUGGAGGAGACGGAUCUGCCCGAGGAUUUCAGCGUGGCAGGGGCGCCGUAUCUUGGCCCUGAACUGACGGUCGAUAUGGAUGACGAUGACGGCUACUACGAUUAUGACGAGUAGCGCGCUCACUCCUUUUUAAAAGAGCUAUAUAAAGAUGGUAUUAGGUAGUUGCGGGCACAAGUUCUGUAUACAAAAAUGUAAAGCCUUUCCCCCCUGUGUAUACUAGGGUGUUUCAGAGUUCAUAGUCUUACACAGAAGUUUCACAUACUGACAACCUUAUAAAUCAGCUUGGCAAGUGCCCUAAAAAAAUCAGGCUGGCAAGUUGAACAAAAUCACAAAAACUGACUGAGCUAACUGAGCAUCGGAGUGUGCAGAGUAAUGUUAUGUACAGAUUUACGCAUUUUCUUUCAUUUUAUUUAGCACAUGAUA
Molecule: messenger RNA, 1128 nt
Organism: Phragmites australis (common reed)
Lineage: Eukaryota; Viridiplantae; Streptophyta; Magnoliopsida; Poales; Poaceae
Product: plant cysteine oxidase 1-like
Exons: 5
Coding region: 37-819 (260 amino acids)
Molecular function (GO): oxidoreductase activity, acting on single donors with incorporation of molecular oxygen, incorporation of two atoms of oxygen
Source: RefSeq, a predicted model, not a curated record